UUGGCUUAAUUACUGACACGAUGUGUGCCACAUCCAACAUGGCGGUCCGGCAUACGUGUCGCAGCUGGGAGCAGAGGCGAUCAACUGUCUGUGUUAAACUCCGUGUUCAACUCGUUCUCCAUUCCAAGGCAGAGUGAGAGAUGGAGCGUGCCAGCGGUGCUGGACAGCGCAAGAAGAUGAGCUCAGGGAGCCGGGCCAGCCUGGACGCGGGCUGUUAGGGAAGCCAGGUGAAAGUAGCCAAGCAACCGGGACGGAGAAGCAGCUGUUGCGAGCACGUCCAUUCACGUUCAGUCAUUUUGUUUUUAUUUUUUUUUACUCCAACACGAUGCAUGACGUCAUACGCUCCAGUAGUGCAAGAUGACCAGAUGAUGCGGGCUCGUGGACAAGGUCUCCGGUUCUGGUGACGCAAGUCGUGGUCUUUAUGGACCAGGGAAUGGAGCUCUGAUGGCUCUUCGCGGCCCGGGUUGGAAGGAAACACCGAGGGAAGCGUAUAGCAGCAGCAGCAGGUAUCUGAGAAGCGUCGAGGUGUCCGCACCCCGCAAAAAAGAGGCACCACGGUGCGGCUGUCGUGCUUUUCACCGGAGGGGGCGAGCGGCAGCGGGAAGGGGAACAUGGCCGCGCAGUCGGACGGUAAAACCGGGGUGGGUUUCGCCCAGCUUUACGACGUCGAUGCCGACGAACCGCUGGAUUCUGCGGCGAUCCACAUCUGCCAGUGCUGCCGUUCUUCGGCGUGCUACUGGGGCUGCCGCUCCGCCUGCCUCGGCUCAUUGCUCGGCGGGGGCCAAGCCUCCGUCGGAGGGGUCGGCAUCAGGGAGACUCACUGCCCACCCCGGGAACAGCUGUGGUUGGACUGUCUCUGGAUCAUACUGGCCCUCCUCGUCUUCUUCUGGGACGUCGGCACCGACCUGUGCCUCGCCAUGGACUACUACCAGAGGCAGGACUACCUGUGGUUUGGCCUCACGCUCUUCUUCGUGCUGGUUCCUUCUGUUCUGGUCCAGAUUUUGAGUUUCCGCUGGUUUGUGCAGGACUAUACUGGCGGGGGGCUUGGUGAAGUGGAGGGCUUGACAAAACGGGGGGCGGUGACUUUGGGGUGCCACUAUGCUGGCAAGGAUCGCCUGCAGCUGGCCACUAUCUGGCUGUGGCAGGCCACCAUACACAUCCUUCAGCUGGGGCAAGUGUGGAGGUACAUCAGGACACUGUACCUCGGCCUCAUGUCACGACGCCAGAAGGAGCACCAGCGCCGCUGGUACUGGGCCAUGAUGUUCGAGUACGCGGACGUCAACAUGCUUCGAUUGCUGGAGACUUUCUUGGAGUCCGCGCCUCAGCUGGUCCUGCAGCUGUGCAUCAUGAUCCAGGAGAACCGUGCUGAGACGCUGCAAUGCAUCUCCUCCCUCGCCUCCCUCCUGUCUCUCGCCUGGGUCUUAGCCUCCUACCACAAACUUUUGCGGGACUCGCGCGACGACCAGCGCAGCAUGAGCUACCGCGGGGCCCUCCUGCACUUCUUCUGGCGCCUCUUCACCAUCUCGUCCCGAGUCCUCUCGCUCGCCCUCUUCGCCUCGCUAUUUCAUAUUUACUUCGGCAUCUUCGUGGUGGUCCACUGGUCCGCCAUGGCCUUCUGGGUGGUGCACGGGGGCACGGAUUUCUGCAUGUCCAAGUGGGAAGAAGUGCUUUUCAACAUGGUGGUGGGCAUCGUCUACAUCUUCUGCUGGUUUAAUGUGAAAGAGGGCCAGACUCGACAUAGGAUGAUUACGUACUACACGGUGGUUUUGGCCGAGAACACCAUCCUCACUGGCCUGUGGUACACAUACAGGGAUCCCAUUCUGACCGACUCGUACGCCGUGCCAGCAUUGUGCGGCGUCUACUUGACGUUUGCCAGUGGCGUCCUGGUUAUGCUCUUGUACUACGGCUUCCUGCACCCGGCCACCGCCCACCUCCAGCCGAGCCCCGCCUCCUCCUGUUGCGCCCAGCUGCUUUGGGGUCUUCCCCUUCCCCCUUCCGCCCCGCCUAGCGCUCCACCCACCCCUGCUCACAUGACCAAGUCCCAGACAGAAGACGACGUGGCUGAGACGUGUCUUCCCGUCUUCCAGGUGAGGUCGCUGCCCCCCGCUUCCAAGCCGGAAGGCCCGCUCAUAAAGAUCGACAUGCCCAGGAAGCGUUACCCGGCGUGGGACGCCCACUACGUCGACAGGCGUCUGCGAAGGACUAUAAACAUCCUGCAGUACAUCACGCCGGCCGCCGUGGGCAUCCGCUACCGUGACGGACCCCUGCUCUUUGAACUUUUACAGUAUGAGUCUUCACUCUGACACACACACACUUACACAUAAAAGGGCAGGCACACUGUGAAGAUACACGUUUGCGUCCAUAGGUCGUCACAUUAAGAGAGGAAUACGAAACGUACGCGUCACACUUGGUAUAAGCACAGAGACACGAUAUAAGCAAUCGGACACAUUUUAAUGCACACAACCUCACAAAAAAACAUUCCUUGCAAGCACCUUCAACCUGCGAGGCUUUUUGCCAUGACACAACAAGUUGCCUCAGUGAGGUGAGGGCCUUGUCCUCCACGUUUGCAGCUGCCGCCGUUCAUUUGUGUCAAAGUUGACCAACCGGGAACACGCAAUUUCACCUACAGUGUAUCACAAAAGUGA
Corythoichthys intestinalis (scribbled pipefish) is the source of this 2645-nucleotide messenger RNA. RefSeq names its product XK, Kell blood group complex subunit-related family, member 6a (gene xkr6a). The transcript has 4 exons. NCBI's taxonomy places the organism in Eukaryota, Metazoa, Chordata, Actinopteri, Syngnathiformes, Syngnathidae. Gene Ontology annotation, biological process: phosphatidylserine exposure on apoptotic cell surface; engulfment of apoptotic cell; apoptotic process involved in development. The record is from RefSeq and is a predicted model, not a curated record. Gene Ontology annotation, cellular component: plasma membrane. Bases 612 to 2303 code for a protein of 563 amino acids.